This is a messenger RNA of Salvelinus fontinalis (brook trout), 1732 nucleotides long. Its product is annotated as activator of 90 kDa heat shock protein ATPase homolog 1-like. The coding region runs from base 368 to 1384 and encodes 338 amino acids. Gene Ontology annotation, cellular component: cytosol. The record is from RefSeq and is a predicted model, not a curated record. Gene Ontology annotation, molecular function: ATPase activator activity; protein-folding chaperone binding. Lineage: Eukaryota; Metazoa; Chordata; Actinopteri; Salmoniformes; Salmonidae. Gene Ontology annotation, biological process: positive regulation of ATP-dependent activity; protein folding. The transcript has 9 exons.
GGGUACAUGCGUCACUUCCGUCUGUAGCUGUACACCACCUUCAUAUGGUAAUGGUGAAAGCUCUUUGCAUGUCAAAACGACUUUUCUAGAAAGACCAGGGUCAUAAACCAAGACGCAAACCGUCGCUCAGGAACAUAGUUGCGGCCAUAACGCAAUUGUAGAUAAUAGUCAACCUAUUUACUUAAUCGGUUUAGCUUGCUAACGUUAGCUAGCUAAUCAUCACGUUCGUUCCUUUUGGUCGCCGGCAUUUGCGAUUCAUUUAGCUAGCUAGUUAGCUGACGUUAGCAAGCUUCGGGGACUCAAUUGUACAGCUUGUUUGAUAGUAAGUUACUACUGUUGCUAACAUUAGCUAGCCACCACUGUCGUCAUGGCUAAAUGGGGAGAAGGGGAUCCACGCUGGAUCGUGGAGGAGAGAGCCGAUGCAACAAACGUCAACAACUGGCAUUGGACGGAGCGUGAUGUGACAGGCUGGUCGACAGACAAGCUGAAGGAGCUCCUGUUGGGGCUGCGCGUGGAGGGACCCGAGGGGAGCUGCGAGGUCACCGACGUCCCGACGCUGGACGGCGAGGCGUCCAUCAACAACCGCAAGGGAAAGCUCAUCUACUUCUAUGAGUGGAACGUCAAGGCGACGUGGACCGGAACAUCAAACACCGGAAUCAAGUACAAAGGGAACAUUGACGUUCCCAACCUCUCCGAUGAAAAUGACAUGGACGACCUAGAUAUCAGUGUGGUUCUCUGCAAGGAUGAACCCGAUACACCUCUCACCGAACUCAUGAGGAAGGAGGGAGCAAAGAAAGUGCGAGCUGCCCUGGGGAGCUAUGUUGGCCACCUGAAAUCAGAGUUCACCCAGGGCAUGAUCCUGCCCACGGCGAAUGGGGCGGCGAGCAAGCCACAGCCAUCGCAGACAAAGGUCAAAGUUGACAAAACCCAGAUUGGUCCCUCUGUUUCUGCUCCACCAUCAAGCACAGGGGUCAAGAUUUCAACCUGCAAGUUUAGUCUCAAGGAAACCUUCCUCACCUCACCUGAUGAGCUGUACAGAACCUUCAUCAACCAAAACAUGGUCCAGGCGUUCACCCAUGCUGCAGCUGUGGUCGACGGAGAAAAAGGAGGGAAGUUUCAGCUGCUCGAGGGGAGUGUCAACGGAGAGUUUACAGAGCUGGUCCCAGAUGAGAAGAUUGUUAUGAAAUGGAGGUUCAAGACCUGGCCAUGUGAGCACUAUGCGACUAUCACUCUAAACAUGAAGGAUCGAGGCAAUGAGACUGAGCUGAAGAUGGAAUGUAAAGAUGUCCCUACUGGAGAAGAGGAUAGGACGAAGGAGGGUUGGAAGAGAUACUACUUUGAAGCCAUCAAACAAACUUUUGGAUUCGGGGCCCGACUCUACUGAGAUUGACUCUAAGUCAUGAACAAAACAAAAAAGAGAACCUGAUUAUUUAAUGUGAAUGAAUAAAUACUCUCUUUGGCACUGUUUCUUGUAGCACUAGCCAUACUGUGUGUGUAGACAAACGGUGCAUUUUCCACUUGGAAGACUGGCUUGCAGUGUAAGGGUCAGUGGUUCAAGGCUUCCUUUGAGGCCGCUUACCUCACCGAGUCUAAGCAAAGGAGAUGUAGAAACAAUCACUCGAAUGACAGUAUAUUUACGUGCUGACAGUAUUUGGAAUUAAUGAUUAGUAUUCUCUAUCCAAUUCUGCACAUUUUGAAGUGUCGUGCUGAAAUAAAUGCGAUUUUUACUGGA